Messenger RNA from Castor canadensis (American beaver), 610 nucleotides. It is a transcript of the gene Camp, whose product is annotated as cathelicidin antimicrobial peptide. The record is from RefSeq and is a predicted model, not a curated record. Gene Ontology annotation, cellular component: extracellular region. Gene Ontology annotation, molecular function: lipopolysaccharide binding. Lineage: Eukaryota; Metazoa; Chordata; Mammalia; Rodentia; Castoridae. Gene Ontology annotation, biological process: innate immune response; defense response to Gram-positive bacterium; defense response to Gram-negative bacterium.
AGGCUUCUGUGGCUGGGGAAGGCAGUCUUGGGGACCAUGUACACUCAGAGGGAUGGCCCCUUCCUGGGGCAGUGGUCACUGUUGCUGCUGCUGCUGGGCCUGCUGAUACCUCCAGCCACUGCUCAAACCCUCAGCUACCAGGAGGCUGUGCUCCGUGCUGUGGAUGGCUUCAACCAGAGAUCCUUGGAUGACAAUCUUUACCGCCUCCUGACUCUAGAAUCCAGGCCCCCUGAGGAUGAGGACCCAGAUACCCCCAAGCCUGUGAGGUUCACAGUGAAGGAGACAGUGUGUCCCAAGACAACACAGCAGCCACUGCAGCAGUGUGACUUCAAGAAGGAUGGACUGGUGAGACGGUGUGUGGGGACAGUGACCCUCGACCAGGCCAGGGGCUCCUCUGACAUCACCUGUGAUGUGGUGCCCCAGCAUUUCAAGAAAGUUGCCCAGCUGGGUAGCUUUCUCCAAAGAGGCGGGCAGAAGACUGGUGAAAAGCUUGAGAGACUUGGCCAGAAAAUCAAGGAUUUUUUUCAGAAUCUUGCACCCAUGGAAGAGUCCUAGGGUCUACCUUGCCCUGCUUCUGAACUCUGAAGAAUAAACUCUGUGAAAGCAAAUU